Molecule: messenger RNA, 846 nt
Organism: Clonostachys byssicola
Lineage: Eukaryota; Fungi; Ascomycota; Sordariomycetes; Hypocreales; Bionectriaceae
Source: the annotation of a GenBank genome assembly
AUGCCUGACAGGGAAUAUCCAGAUGGGUACCCUUCGUUGGCUGCCUUCAUGGCAAGCGACCUAGACCGGACGGCACUGAUAUUCAAGCGCUUUGAUCGUUUGACUGCGCGAACCUUGUUGUGUUUGGAAACCGGAAUGGCCGAGCUACAAGCCCAGCUUGAUGCGUUCGAUGAGGAGGAUAGGGGUUCGCCAUGUGCUAGAAAUUGGACAACUUACAAAGAAAAGUGGCAGGUUUAUCCACAGAGAGCUAAGCUUCUUGAAGACAUACAAAAAACUAUAAUAGAGUACAAAAGGUUACUGAGUUAUGAGAGCGUUCUGGCAUCUCAACCGACGCCUGAUCGAAGAAUGCUGAAAGCGUUCUGUCUAGGCUUUUACCAUGGACCGCCUAGAGCUGAAGAUAGUUUUCCAAUUUUGGGAGGAAAGAGUUCCAGUUUAUAUGACGACAUUGAUGAUCUGAUGAUUCUCCGCCCUCCAGUGCGAAGCGAUCGCCUCUCUACAUUUCUUCGAAAUUUCCUAGGAUUUAUAUUUGUAAAAAAGUUGCCCAAGGGACGGCCAAACAUCUCGGGGCUUGGUUAUGCCUCGGAGUCUAGAAUCGAAACCUUUGUUUUGUAUCUCAGCACCGUCCUUGCGGCCUUGCUUCUAAUAGGAGCAAUCAUAGUUUUGUACAAGGUUCCUUCUCCAGAUCUAAAGUUAGGCCUUGUUGGUCUCUUUACUGUUCUGUUUGCUGGGAGUGUUGGGCUUCUGACAAACGCAAGAGUUGCAGAAAUUUUUGGAGCCACAGCCGCAUACGCGGCCGUGCUAGUUGUAUUUAUUAGUGGGGAAAUUGGAGGAUCAAAAACGUCCUAG